Hemiscyllium ocellatum (epaulette shark) is the source of this 1669-nucleotide messenger RNA. Its product is annotated as zinc finger protein 239-like. Gene Ontology annotation, biological process: regulation of transcription by RNA polymerase II. Lineage: Eukaryota; Metazoa; Chordata; Chondrichthyes; Orectolobiformes; Hemiscylliidae. The transcript is spliced from 2 exons. The record is from RefSeq and is a predicted model, not a curated record. Gene Ontology annotation, molecular function: RNA polymerase II cis-regulatory region sequence-specific DNA binding; DNA-binding transcription factor activity. The coding region runs from base 539 to 1339 and encodes 266 amino acids.
GUCAGUUUCAGUGAAUCUCCCUCCCUCUGGGUAACUCUUCAUCCUGGGAGGGAGACAGAGAUGGGAGCAGGGGAAACUGUUCACUUGUAGCAACUGGAGUGAAUCCAGGGAGGGAGCAGACUCUGCAAAGUCAGAGUAUUUGAAAAUCUGAAGACUGAAGUUUCAAAAUCAAUGGAUGGAAGGCUUAUGUCCGAAACAUUGACUCUCCUGCUCCUCGGAUGCUGCCUGACCUGCUGUUUUGCCAAUGCCACAUUUUUUGACUGACUCUCCAGCGUCUGCAGUCCUCACUUUGUUGUUAAUGUCUGACAGUCACUCAAUCCAUCGGGACCACAACAAGUUUUGACUGAUUUCUGUGAGAGGGAUCAACACUUUUUGGUUCCUGUCUGAGGACAUUUUCAACAUCAGGUGGGACUGGACGAGAGACCCCACUGUUGGAGCGCACUGUGUGUGGAGCCUGAAACAGUUACACGGCCUGGGAAGGGGAUUUCACGGCAGGGAGGGGCUCUACACGUGUUUGUGUGCAGCUGAAGCUGUGGCCAUGGAGAAUCCUGAGGAAUCCCGCCCUGUGGAGAAACCGUGGAAGUGUGGCGACUGUGGGAAAGGCUUCCGUGUCCCGUCUACCCUGGAGACUCAUCGGCGCAGUCACACCGGGGAGAGGCCAUUCCCCUGCACUGACUGCGGGAAGGCCUUCAGAGAUUACUUCCACCUGCUGAGGCACCAGCGGAGCCACACGGGGGAAAAACCCAUCAGCUGCCCAGAUUGUGGGAAGGCCUUCAUAUUUUUCUCUGCCCUGUUGGCCCACCAGCGGGUCCACACAGGAGAGAAGCCGUUCAGCUGCCCAGAGUGUGGGAAGGCCUUCAGGUAUUCCUCCAACCUGCUGACCCACCAGCGUGUCCACACCGGGGAGAGACCGUACACCUGCCCUCAGUGCAGAAAGAGCUUCACCUGCUCCUCCAACCUGCGGAGCCACCAGCGGAUCCACACAGGGGAGAGGCCCUUCAGCUGCCCUGAGUGUGGGAAGGCCUUUCACGAUUCCUCCACCCUGCUGACCCACCAGCGGAUCCACACCGGGGAGAGACCCUUCAGCUGCCCCGAAUGCAGGAAGGGUUUCAACUGCUCCUCCCACCUGCGGAGCCACCAGCGGAUUCACACAAGGGAGAGGCUCUUCACUUGCUCUCAGUGCGGGAAGGCCUUCAGCUAUUCCUCCACGCUGCUGAUCCACCAGCGGAUACACACCGGGGAGAGACCAUACACCUGCCCUCACUGCGGGAAGGGCUUCACCUGCUCCUCCAACCUGCGGAGACACCAGCGAGUUCACGUGCCAUCGCAGGGAGAUUGAAGGAGUGACGGCCGAGUCCCAUUAUCGAUUGGAAUAUCAACCCGGUUCCGGGGACUCUCGGGUUUGAAUCCCGCCACGACAGAUGGCAGAAUUGGUAUUCGGUCAGAAAUGUGGAAUUCGGAAUCUAACGAUGAGACCAUUUCAGGGAGGGGGUGGUAGGGGGAGAAAGCCCCCAUCUGAUUCCCUCUCUCCCUUGUUAGGGAAGGGAGCCCCCAUUGUGGGAAAGGAUACACUCAGUCGUUCCAGCUGCAUCCUUUACCCGGUCUUGCCUACACGUGACUCCAAACCCACAGCAGUCUGGUUGACUCUACACUGCCCUCCCCCUCUCUU